This is a messenger RNA of Saccoglossus kowalevskii, 1020 nucleotides long. Its product is annotated as betaine--homocysteine S-methyltransferase 1-like. NCBI's taxonomy places the organism in Eukaryota, Metazoa, Hemichordata, Enteropneusta, Harrimaniidae. Gene Ontology annotation, molecular function: zinc ion binding; methyltransferase activity. The record is from RefSeq and is a predicted model, not a curated record.
AUGUCAACAAAGGUCAAAGGGUUACUGGAACGCUUACAUGAUGGUGAAUUUGUCAUCUGUGCUGAAGGUUAUGGUUUUUAUUUUGAAAGAGAAGGAUAUCUUCAGUUAGGACCUGGUGUUCCAAUGAUUGUGAAAGAACAUCCCGAACUGGUGAAGAACAGCUACAGAACUUUUGUUCGUGCCGGAAGUGACGUAGUAUUGGCUCUUACGUACUAUGGACAUCGUGCAAAACUAGCUGUUAUUGGCAAGGAAGAUCUGGUAGAAGAAAUUAAUAAAUCAGCUCUACGCAUGGCACGUGAAGUUGCCGACGAAACAGGAACCCUGAUGGCGGGAAAUCUCUGCAAUACUAACAUAUAUAAUGCAGAUGACGCUGAAAGGAUUGAACAGAUAAAGGAAAUGUUCAAGGAACAAGUGGAAUGGGCUGUGGAAGCAGAUGCUGAUUUCAUUUUGGCUGAAACAUACACAUACUAUGGUGAAGCUUUAUUGGCUUUAGAAACGAUCAAACAAUACGGAAAAGGACUGCCUGCUGUACUAACUCUAGCACCGUUUGUGGUUCCCACAAGGAAUGGACACGCGGUUACAGCUGAUAAAGUGCUCUUGAGUGAUGCAUGUGCGAAGUUAAAAAGUGCUGGAGCUGCAGUGGGUCCAUUGGCUGCCAUUCCUGUACCAUACAGAACAACAAAGGAAGAACCAACUUUCUUCAUGCUCAAGGAUCCAAUGACCAAUAAACCCGUGUUUUAUACUCACGAUGCGGAUAUAUUUUACUGCUCUCGAGAAGACAUCAAACGGUUUGGAUCCACAUGCAAGGAAAUGGGUAUUCAGUUUGUUGGUGUUUGUUGUGGAAAUCGGCCAUUCUAUACGUGUGCUUUGGCAGAAUCCCUUGGUAGGUCGCCAGAGGCCAGUCGCUACACGCCUGAUAUGUCCAGGCAUUAUGUUUAUGGUGUAAACCCAAAGGUGAAAAAAGACGUGGCUGAUCAAAGCUUGAAUCUUUACCACACGCACGGAGAUAUCGAUGAAUGA